This is a messenger RNA of Coniophora puteana RWD-64-598 SS2, 659 nucleotides long. RefSeq names its product 3-hydroxyanthranilic acid dioxygenase. Gene Ontology annotation, molecular function: iron ion binding; 3-hydroxyanthranilate 3,4-dioxygenase activity. The record is from RefSeq and is a predicted model, not a curated record. Gene Ontology annotation, cellular component: cytoplasm. Bases 126 to 659 code for a protein of 177 amino acids. NCBI's taxonomy places the organism in Eukaryota, Fungi, Basidiomycota, Agaricomycetes, Boletales, Coniophoraceae. Gene Ontology annotation, biological process: quinolinate metabolic process; 'de novo' NAD+ biosynthetic process from L-tryptophan. The transcript has 4 exons.
GAGGACCCACACUUAUCUUCUCCAAAGGCUCGUCCGACAUCGGCAUCCACCUUUGCCCACGACAUCGCUGUCCUAUCAUCUUCAACCUCCAACGCUGCUGACCUUACGAGCUAUCCCAGCCAACUAUGCCUCUCGCACCACCGAUCAACAUUCCGAAAUGGCUCGAGCAGAACAUCCACCUGCUCAAGCCGCCCGUGGGCAACUACUGCCUCUACCGCGAGAAGGACUUUACCGUCAUGGCUGUCGGUGGGCCGAACGAGAGGAACGACUACCAUGUCAACGAGACUGAGGAGUGGUUUUACCAGUACAAGGGCGACAUGCUCCUACGCGUUGUGGACGGCGAGGAGUUCAAGGAUAUUCAGAUAAAGGAAGGGGAUAUGUUUUUGCUUCCUGGUAACACGCCGCACAAUCCCGUCCGGUUCGCAGACACGAUCGGGAUCGUCAUCGAGCGCGUCCGCCACGAGAAAGCCAUCGACACGUUGCAGUGGUACUGCCGCGAGCCGGGGCACGCACAGCCCAAGAUCAUUCACAAGGAGAGCUUCCACUGCACCGACCUUGGCACGCAGCUCAAGCCCGUCAUCCAGCGCUGGCAGCAGAGCGAGGACCUCAGGGUGUGCAAGGGCGCGGACGGCUGUGGUGCGGUUGCACUGCCGAAGUGA